Drosophila miranda is the source of this 732-nucleotide messenger RNA. RefSeq lists its product as uncharacterized. The transcript is spliced from 3 exons. Bases 57 to 698 code for a protein of 213 amino acids. The record is from RefSeq and is a predicted model, not a curated record. NCBI's taxonomy places the organism in Eukaryota, Metazoa, Arthropoda, Insecta, Diptera, Drosophilidae.
UGUGCCAUAUUUUAGUUCAGUUUGCUAUAAUUCCAAUAGAAGCAACCCAAGCUAAAAUGAAACAAAAAGAAGGCGAACUCGUCAAGCAAUUUUAUAUUUUAUGGCGUAAAUAUUUCGAUUGGGCAUACCCGGUGCGCGACCAAUAUACGAUUUGGCAGUUUACAUUACCGUCAUGGCACGGCGUCAAAGCUGCCUUGGAAGGACUAUUGCCGAUGAUACUGUUUUUCUAUGUUCUCGCAGUCGCCAUCUCGAACUGGAUACACACCUUGAAGCAGAUUAAGUUUGUAUUAACAAUUCCGCAGCUGUCGGCGAUCUCCUGGCCCCAGACAAAUUGGAUUACCCCGAGCAAGAAUAUGCUGCAUAUGUUCUGGGCCGCUAAGGAGUUGGUCAUGUUUCUGGCAUGGAACUACCUUCUAUAUGGUCUUGUUUGGGACAAGCCGGAGCUCCUCUAUCGAUGGCAGCUAUUGUCCGGAAGUGUGCUUCUUGUCGAUAUUCUCUUUUUGACCCGUGCUCGCUGGGGACACGGCUAUGCCAUUUUGACCUGCUAUUUGGUGCCACUCUGGAAUAUCUACUGCGUUAACAGCGUGCGGAUUAGCACAGAGCAGUUCAUCUAUUCAACAACGAUGGCACUUAAUCGGACACAAGGCUUCUUUGGAUUUGAAAUUUUUGAGCACCUUUUGUACUUUGUACACACCUAAAAUUGUACGUUAAAUAUAAAGCUGUCGACCAAAA